UGUGCUCCGCGAUGGCGGCGGAGAAAUUCCCCGGCGCCUCCAACGGGAGCAUCGGGGCUCCGGCGCACGUCGGAGUGGAGGUCCCCGAGGGCGGCGGCAAUAAGAGCAGCCUGGGCGCGUCCCGCCUGCGGGGCUGCCUGCGAGCCAACCUGCUGGUGCUGCUGACGGUGGCCGGGGUGGUGGCGGGCGUGGUGGUGGGGCUCGGGGUGCGGCAGCUGCCCGGCGGCGGGCUGAGCCGCGUGGACAUCCUGCUCUUCUCCUUCCCCGGGGAGCUGCUGCUGCGCUUGCUGAAGAUGAUCAUCUUGCCCCUGGUGGUUUGCAGCCUGGUGGCGGGCGCCGCCAGCCUGGACCCGGCUGCCUUGGGGCGCUUGGGCGGCUGGGCGAUGCUCUUCUUCCUGCUCACCACCCUGCUGGCGUCCUCCAUCGGCGUCGCCCUGGCCUUCAUCAUCAAGCCCGGAGAGGGGGCGUCGGCCCCCAAGCUCUUCGGCGAAGAGGCGGCCGUGCCCGAGGCCAAGCAAGUGGUCGACUCCUUCCUCGACCUCAUCAGGAACAUCUUCCCUUCCAACUUGGUGUCAGCCGCAUUCCGAUCGUAUGCAACCAGUUAUAAACUGGUGAUAGAGAAGAAGAACAGGACAGGAGUCAGCGAGAAUAUCACGUUUGGUGAAAACGUAACAGUUGGUGAAACCAUUGUGGAGAUGAAGAUCCCCACAGGCACAGAGGUGGAAGGGAUGAACAUCCUGGGCCUGGUGGUCUUCGCCAUCGUCUUUGGGAUUGCUCUGCGGAAGCUCGGGCCGGAAGGCGAGAACCUGAUCAAGUUCUUCAACUCCUUCAACGAAGCCACGAUGGUGCUCGUCUCCUGGAUCAUGUGGUAUGCCCCCCUGGGUAUCAUGUUCCUGGUAGCUGGCAAGAUUGUGGAAAUGGAGGACGUGGUUGUCCUCUUCACCAGCCUGGGCAAGUACAUCUGCUGCUGCCUGGUGGGCCAUGCCAUCCACGGUCUCAUCGUCCUGCCGGUCAUCUACUUCAUCUUCACCCGCAAGAAUCCUUACCGGUUCCUUUGGGGCAUCUUCACUGCCCUGGCCACCGCCUUUGGCACUUCCUCCAGCUCUGCCACCCUGCCCCUGAUGAUGAAGUGUGUCGAGGAGAAGAAUGGCGUCUCGAAGCACAUCAGCCGCUUCAUCCUGCCCAUCGGGGCCACGGUCAACAUGGACGGGGCUGCCCUCUUCCAGUGCGUGGCUGCCGUCUUCAUCGCCCAGCUCAACAACAUGCCUCUCAACUUCAUCCAGGUCAUCACCAUCCUAAUUACUGCGACGGCGUCCAGCGUCGGAGCUGCUGGGAUUCCUGCGGGUGGCGUCCUCUCCCUCGCCAUCAUCUUGGAAGCUGUUGGGCUGCCCACCAACGACAUCUCCCUCAUCCUGGCAGUGGACUGGCUUGUGGAUCGCACCUGCACCGUCCUAAACGUGGAAGGCGAUGCUUUUGGCGCUGGGCUCCUGCAGGUGUACACCGAAAGGACAGAAGGCAAGGCAGAGGCAGAGGAGCUGGUGGAGAUCAAGACGGACGCCGGCAAGGAAUUGGGGGCGGAAGAAGGCUCCCCACUGAUCAAGAGGGACGGGCCUGCCCCUUUGGAGGGCAUCAACUCCUGCGAAAAAGAAUCCGUGAUGUAAAGAAGCCUACGAAGAGGCUAGACUUCGUUUUUUAAAAGUUAGGGUUCCAUUUUUAAGGACAGCUCCCAAAUCUGCUCCACCUUUGAAAGACUUCUGUUUCCCAUAAGAAGCAAGGGCAGGCGGUUUGGUGAUGGGGAACUUCUUCGAUUUUCACCCAGCACACUCCUUUCCACCUUUUUUUAAUGACUGAUUUUUCACACAGUGCUUUUAAAAUUUCAAACAGGGGGACUUUUCCCCCCUGAAAAAUGUGUUGGGGAGCUUCAUGCUGCCUGGAAAUAGCUCUGCUUUGCUGGAAGCCUCUCCCUCUUUAAGGAGAUGAGGGUUGGGGGUGCUGUUGCUCAGGAGAAAGGGCACUCUGGGUAUUCUCAGAGGCACAAUACUUUGCACGUUCCAGGCUGAACCCUUAAGUUUUUAAAUCUGCAAUGUGGAAACUGGUAGCAGGGACUUUGGAGGUCUCUUCAUAUCACUCUUUUCCUUCUUCCAGAUCUCUAGCUACCUUUGCUGCUUUUUAUUUUAUUUUAUUUUGUAUUUUGGACCAAGCAAGGGGGGUGGGUGUUGUCCUUUCCGUGUCUAGUAUCUUUGACUCCCUCCCAUUGUCAUCACCCCCCCUUUUUAGUUACAUUUCAUUGCAGGAAGAGGAAGCAGUCUGCUUUAUUUCCGGACAGAUUUAUUCUCCCCUGGCCCACCCCACAAUUCAAUAACUUAAGCAGUGCACCGCUUGAACCUAUAAAUACCUAUCGUCAAACAGGAAUGGGGGGGGAGAGAGAGAAUUUCUUUCUGCCUUUUACAAUUUCUUCGCUGCCUUUCUGCCUUUUACAAUUUCUCUACGAAUCCUAAUGCCAAGGCUGUGCGAUGUGCAAUUGAACACUGAGAGUCACCGCUGGGUCGCUGGGAUUUCUGCCAUUCCCUGCAAAGCCAACUUUCCUUGAAGUGCUUAAAACCUACAUAUUUUCCUCCCUUCUUCCCUGCUUGGGUCAUCAAGUGCAAGAACUAGACAGUGCUCCAGUGCUCUCUUGAAGUGGCAACUCCUGGUUCCAACAGCUGCGAUGCAAUUUAAUUUAUUUCUGGAACUUAAAAGGAUCCGAAUGGUGUUUUUUCUCUCCACACUGGAAUUAAAGGGGCAGGGCAGCGUUAGGAGGUCAAAGAGAGUGAGCGAGACUGGAGUAGCUUCAGAGGUGAGAGAUAACCUCUGGGGCUCCGUUUUCCAUCACCUUUAUUCCAGUCUUGUGCCGAACAGCCGCUGCUGUGCAAGUGGGCAGGCUUUGCAGGAGCUGGUGAGUGGUGGCCCCCCUGGACCAAAUUUUCAGCGCUGCCUGGCCUGUCCAAAGCCCAGCAGACGCUGAAGCAGACAUUAGCUGUGAGGAAGAAAGGGAGGAAGUACCACUGGCGAUGGGACAGAGUAGGAAAAGUGGUGGAAUCUUUGGAUAGGUGUGCAUGCAGGAGGUGAAUCUCCAGGGCCCUUCUGCCUUCCUUGCAGUGGCUGACAAAGGCCUGGCAGCACCCCCCAGAGAACUGCAGGGCCUUAACUCAAAGCAAAUAUAUGCUUAUGCACACACAGGGUCACUUGGAAACCGUGGCCGGGCCUGCAGCCUUGUCCUUGUCUCACACGCAGGCUUAGACUUUGACCAAUGGAAUCUUUUGUACCUUUUCAAGUGUCUCUGCAAUCUUGAAGACUGGGAACUUAGCUGAGAAUCGUCUGAUUCUCCCAUACGGCCUCGGUCCAGUAUACUUGAAGGAGCGUCUGCACCUCCAUCUUUCUACCCGGACACUGAGGUCCAGCGCUGAGGGCCUUCUGGCGGUUCCCUCGCUGCGAGAAGCCAAGUUACAGGAAACCAGGCAGAGGGCCUUCUCAGUAGUGGCACCCGCCCUGUGGAACGCCCUACCACGAGAUGUCAAAGAGAAAAACAACUACCAGACUUUAGAGGACAUCUGAAGGCUGCCCUGUUUAGGGAAGCUUUUAAUGUUUAAUAGAUUAUUGUAUUUUAAUAUUCUGUUGGAAGCCGCCCAGAGUGGCUGGGGAAACACAGGAAGAUGGGUGGGGUAUAAUUAUUAUUAUUAUUAUUAUUAUUAUUAUUAUUAUUGGCAUUGGAUUCUACCGGGGCAUAUCUACUUCCAUACCUUCCAGAUGCUGGUGCCUUAUGCCUCCACAAUGCCCUGUGCAGAUCCAGAAUGCAUACUAUAAUAGUAAUAAUUUAUUAUUUAUACCCCAGCCACUCUGGACAGCUCCCAACAGAAUAUUAAAAACACAUAUAAGAUCAAAGAUUAAAAACUUCCCUAAACAGGGCUGCUUUCAGAUGUCUUCUAAAAGUCAGAGAGUUGUUUAUUUCCUUGACAUCUGAUGGGAGGGCGUUCCACAGGGCGGGCGCCACUACCUUUCGCUGAUGAAAAUGUGGGUUUGGCCGCAGGCGCUCAUAACCUGGCCAAUAGCUGCCUGAAGCAUAUCAGUGGAGAUGUUUUGCAGUCUUAAAAAAAAAAAUCAGUAGAAUGUCAGAGCUUUUAAAUCCGACUUCAGUGUUUUGAACUGUAGAUCUUAUUGAUUAGUUGGAUGCAGUCUCUUCUAUUUUGGCCAUGCAGGACUCCUUAGUAGGCUUUGUGUGUCAAAAUUCAGAGGUAGGCUUCAAGUGAGGUCUAGGCAAACACCAAUUG
Messenger RNA from Podarcis raffonei (Aeolian wall lizard), 4307 nucleotides. RefSeq names its product solute carrier family 1 member 5 (gene SLC1A5). Gene Ontology annotation, biological process: L-aspartate import across plasma membrane. The transcript is spliced from 8 exons. The coding region runs from base 12 to 1661 and encodes 549 amino acids. Gene Ontology annotation, cellular component: plasma membrane. NCBI's taxonomy places the organism in Eukaryota, Metazoa, Chordata, Lepidosauria, Squamata, Lacertidae. The record is from RefSeq and is a predicted model, not a curated record. Gene Ontology annotation, molecular function: neutral L-amino acid transmembrane transporter activity; L-aspartate transmembrane transporter activity; symporter activity.